Messenger RNA from Anoplophora glabripennis (Asian longhorned beetle), 468 nucleotides. RefSeq lists its product as uncharacterized. NCBI's taxonomy places the organism in Eukaryota, Metazoa, Arthropoda, Insecta, Coleoptera, Cerambycidae. The record is from RefSeq and is a predicted model, not a curated record. Bases 1 to 468 code for a protein of 155 amino acids. The transcript has a single exon.
AUGGAACGGGAGCUGGCGGUACAGAAUAGAGGUACCUUCGUGAGAGGAAUGUCGGAGUCUAUAAUUGACGUUACGCUGGCGACAGCGGAGAUGGCACGCAGGGUGGAAGGCUGGAAGGAGCUGGACGAAGAGACACUUAGUUUGCAUAAGUAUAUUUCUUUUGAGAUACGGUGGCAAACGAAUAGUUGCUGGGAGACCCGGAAUAAAGGGAAAAUUGACUUGGUGGAGGCUGAAAGAAAAAUGCGAGAAUACGAGGAGGAUUGGCAAAAUUUGGAGCAAUGUACGGCACGUUUGCAGCAGAUAAAGAGGACUUCAAUGGUACGGAGAACCUCGAAUUUAGGGUCCAUGUACUGGUGGACUGACGAGCUGGCAGUACUCAGGGCUAGGAUGAUGGAGAAUAGGAGACGUAUGACGAGGCUACGUAGAUCGAGGAGGCCGGUGGAAGAGAGGGAACUUGUCGAGACGUAA